This is a messenger RNA of Lachancea dasiensis, 897 nucleotides long. Lineage: Eukaryota; Fungi; Ascomycota; Saccharomycetes; Saccharomycetales; Saccharomycetaceae. The record is from the annotation of a GenBank genome assembly.
AUGGUGGAUCUCCAACCCAGUGGAGAGGGCAAAUUUGAUGCUUCGGGCCUAUCAAAACGUGCCAAGUUCGGUAACCAAGCAGACAGCAAAUCAGAUAGCAAAUCAGAUGGGACGGAGACGUCAAAACUCCAGGCUGUGGGUGAGAUACCGCAUGAAUCUAACAGUGACAUCCACCUACCACUCAGUCAGAUCCAUUUGAAAAGCCAUGAAUGGUUUGGAGAUUUUAUUACCAAGCAUGAAGUACCAAGGAAGACGCUGCAUUCUUCCAUCGGAUUUGUUACGCUCUAUUUAUAUACCACGGGGGCAGACUACCGGAAGGUAAAGCUGCCCUUGAUUGUGGCGUUUGGCAUUAUCUUUUUCCUAGAUAUAGUGCGCUUGAGGUGGCCGUUUUUCAAUAAAUUGUACUGUAGGUGUGUUGGCGCACUCAUGCGGAAACGUGAAAUUCAUGCGUACAAUGGUGUUCUGUGGUAUUUGCUGGGAUUAAUCUUUGCAUUUAGCUUCUUCCCGAAAGACGUGGCUCUUAUCUCCCUAUUCCUACUGAGUUGGAGCGAUACCGCAGCAUCGACGUUUGGACGCAAGUUUGGACAUCUAACCCCAAAGCUAGCUAGAAAUAAGUCCCUAGCAGGCUCUAUUGCUGCAUUUCUAGUCGGAUUCUCCGUGUGCUACAUGUUUUACGGCGUCUUUGUGCCGGGUUAUGCUCAUGUGAACUCCCCCGGCGAAAUCAGCUGGUCUGCAGAGACAAGCAAAUUGUCUCUUUUCCACUUCUCGCUGCUGAGCGGUGUCUUAGCAGCUUUCAGUGAAGGAAUCGACCUUUUCAACUGGGACGACAAUUUCACCAUUCCUGCAUUAUCAGCUAUAUUCAUCAACACCGCUAUUCUCCUUACCAAGAGGGCUUAG